Closterium sp. NIES-65 is the source of this 709-nucleotide messenger RNA. NCBI's taxonomy places the organism in Eukaryota, Viridiplantae, Streptophyta, Zygnematophyceae, Desmidiales, Closteriaceae. The record is from the annotation of a GenBank genome assembly.
AUGGUGGGGGAUUCAGGUGAUUUAACUUCACUGGGACUGUCGUUUAGUGGGGAUGAGGGUAGACGAGGCGAAGCAGGGGUGGGUAGAGGAGAGGAGGGAAGGGGGGACGGGGAGGUUGAGAGAAGUGGGAACCGAGGAGGGGGGAAUGAAUGCGAGGAAGGACGGGAAGAACAGAAGCCGCGGGGGGGAGAGGGUCGAGGAGGAGACGAAGGAAUCCCCUCUCAUAGCGACCAGCAGCGACAGCAACAGCAGACGCAUGAGCAUCAUCAUCAGCAGCAACAGGAGCAAAGGGAGGAAAGAGAGCAACAGGAACAGCAGGGGCAACUGACGAAACAGCAGGGAGAUGAUCGGGCAGCAACAAUGGCAGCAGGGGCGGGGGCUGCAGAGCAGGCAUGUAGAGGCCACGUGGCAGCAGGCGUGGGGGCAGCAGUGCAGGCGUGUGGAGGCCACGUGGCAGCCGCCCUGCACAGCCAGGAGAGGCUAGACGCGGCCCUUGGGAGGCUGGCGGCUGGUGGGUGUGUGGGUAGGAGAAGUUUUAGCCAGGAGAGGCUGGAUGCGGCUCUUGGGAGACUGGCAGCUGGUGGGUGGGUGUGUGUGUAUGGGUGUGCGGGUGUGGGUGGGUGUGUGGAUGUGUAUGGGUGUAUGGGUGUAUGGGGGGGUGGGUGUGGGUGGGUGUGUGGAUGUGUAUGGGGUGUAUGGGCGUAUGGGU